This is a messenger RNA of Effrenium voratum, 1605 nucleotides long. The record is from the annotation of a GenBank genome assembly. NCBI's taxonomy places the organism in Eukaryota, Dinophyceae, Suessiales, Symbiodiniaceae.
GAAGAGUGAAAGGUUGUGCCAGGCUUUCGCGCAUGCAUACCCAACCACCGUUUCCAGAGCACAAUCGUACUGAAGCAUCCAAAAGCCUUGAGCCAUGACCCUUCGAUGCUCAGAGUCCAACGAGAUGCCAGCGAUGCCAGAGGAUGUCCGGGAUGUCUGCAUGUCAGAUCGUCUCAUUCCCUCCCGGGGCUCUUGCAACGAGGUCCGACAACUCAAGCUCGAGAGGGAUGAGAACUGGGCGCCUCAGAAUGGCUACCACGAAGUCCUCUCCCAAAAUGUUCUAGGGAAACAAGCCUUGAGCAAUGUGAAGAUCCUUAGCUACCAACACAAGCCUGCGCGCCAAGAGCCGCAUCUCAGUGAGCUCAAGGUGCUGUACAGCAGCAACCGGGAUGCUAAAACUGGGGCAAGGCCUUGCCGGCACCUGCCACCCAGUGCAACCAAAGUGCUGGAUGCACCCGGCAUUCUGGAUGAUUUUUACAGCCAUCCGGUGGAUUGGUCAUCGCAGAACAUCGUUGCUGUGGCCUUAUCUGAUAUGGCAUUCCUCUUUGAUGCUUGCACCGGCAGCACUCAGAAGCUUCUCCAGUUGUCGAGUGGCUCAGUCACAACUCUGCGAUGGUCUGAAUCAGGUGGACAUCUGAGUGUUGGUACAUCAUCCGGUGAGGUGCAGAUUUGGGAUGCUGCAGCGCAGAGGCAACUGCGCAACUUGCGCGGGCACACUGGCAGGAUCGGCGCCCUGGCAUGGCACAAACACAUGCUGAGCAGCGGGAGCGCAGAUUCUGAGAUUCACCAGCAUGAUGUGCGAGUUCGUGAUCAUUUGGUGGGCCGGUUGGCAGCGCAUGCGGAUUUGGUCUGUGGUUUGGACUUCAACUCCGAAGGGAUGUUGGCAUCAGGAGGGAAUGACAACAUGGUGUGCAUUUGGGAAACAGCAACCUCCGAGAGCCCCUUGCACACCUUCACCGAACAUCAAGCAGCCGUCAAGGCCCUGAAAUGGUGCCCUUGGCAGCGGCACGUUCUUGCAACGGGGGGAGGCUCAGCAGAUCGCCAAAUUUGCCUAUGGAAUGCUUCCAGCGGCAGGUUGCUCAUGUCCACCAAUGCAGAGAGUCAGGUCACCGGCGUGGUAUGGGGUCUGCAGGAGCGCGAACUUCUGACAGCGCACGGCUACUCCAGGAACCAGCUGUCACUGUGGAAGUAUCCGUCACUGGUGAAGGUCGGCGAUCUUGAAGGUCACGAGGGCAGACUCUUGGGCCUUGCCCAGAGUCCAGAUGGCUCAAUGAUUUGCUCUUCCUCAGCUGACGAGACCUUGAGGUUUUGGCGGGUGUUCUCUCCCUCAGUGGACAAGAGCACGGCUCCCGGGAAAAAGGGGACCACCAACACGAUUCUGAAGACCAUCAGAUAGCACGCUGAAUGCCACAGUUUUUUAGCGAUGGCCCUGGAUGGGACUGCGGGAAGUGACAGCUUCAGCACCAAAGCGAGCAGUUUGUCAGGCUCAUAAGCCCCGUCAAGAAGCCAUCGAUUUUCAUCAAAUGUCGUGCAUGGAAUUCUGGCGUAAAAUGCUCUGAUAUUUCUGACAAUGUUGGUUGACUGCGGGUCCUGCUGAUUCCGCUG